Molecule: messenger RNA, 609 nt
Organism: Rotaria sordida
Lineage: Eukaryota; Metazoa; Rotifera; Eurotatoria; Philodinida; Philodinidae
Source: the annotation of a GenBank genome assembly
AUGUUAUGGAAUAUUCUAUUAUUGGCAUUGUCGUGGAGUCUCGGUCAAGGUAUUUUUUUCAUUCAAAUAAGUAUAACUACUCUAGCAGCUACAAGUUUUACCAACUGGUAUCUGGCAACAAUUCCUCUUGGUUCUAUGCUCUUUGCUGCUACUAUUUGGUCUGUAUUUUUACCACGAGUUAUUGCUCGUUACGGCUAUCGACCUCCAUUUUAUUUCGGUACUCUGAUGAGUAUGAUUGGAGCUGGACUUUGUAUUAUAGCAGCAUGGUUUAAACUCUAUUGGUUACUAAUAGUGAGUGCUACAUUUGUUGGUGGACAAGUACCAUGUACAUUCUACUAUCGUCUGGCAGGAUUACAAUUUUCAACACAAGAAUUUGCUUCAAAAGCCAUUGCAAUGGUCACUGCUGGCGGUUGUCUUUCUGCUUUUAUUGGGCCAGAAAUAGCCAAACUUAUGAUCAAUGUACUUCCAAAGCAAUACAGUGGUGCUUAUUUAGCAGCAUUGCGUGAAUGUGCGACUAAAGAUUUACGAAUAGAAAUAACACGUAACGACAGACAAGUAAAAACUUCAGAAUUAAAUAUACAAGUUGGUUCAGAGUUACAUGUUAAAUAA